AUGGCACCUCCAUCAAAUUCUUUUGAAGUUUCCGUUCAAUCUAUCAAUGAUAGUCAGUUACAGAUUGAAGUUUCACACGCUUUUGAAGAAAUUACACCUCCAUCUGCAUCUACUUUUGCACCAUUACAAAAGCAACCGUGGGAAAUAUUUAUUAAUCAUCGUGGACCAGAUGUCAAAGACACGCUGGCCAGAGCUAUCUUUUAUGCCCUCCCAGCCAGGGGUUUUAGGGUUUUUCUUGAUUCUGAGGGUCUCCAGUUGGGAGACUUCUUUCCCGCAGCAGUGGAAGAAGCAAUGCGUAGUGCUUCCCUUCAUCUAGCAAUUUUAUCUCCCACAUAUGCACAAUCGCCAUGGUGUCUUGCCGAGCUAUCCUUUAUUCUCAAAUCUGGCAAACCUAUCAUUCCUGUCUUCUGCUCUGUUCAACCUACGGAUCUGCGAUGGGUGGCUCAAGGAAAAGGAGUUUAUGUGAAUGCUUUCGCGGAGUAUGAGAAAAAUCAUAGAUACAGCUCAGAAAAGCUCCAGCAGUGGAAGACGGCACUCCACAAGGUCUCAUUUUACAAAGGCGCAAUCAUCAAUAACAAAGAGUAA
Cryptomeria japonica (Japanese cedar) is the source of this 585-nucleotide messenger RNA. Its product is annotated as probable 2' cyclic ADP-D-ribose synthase BdTIR. NCBI's taxonomy places the organism in Eukaryota, Viridiplantae, Streptophyta, Pinopsida, Cupressales, Cupressaceae. The coding region runs from base 1 to 585 and encodes 194 amino acids. The record is from RefSeq and is a predicted model, not a curated record. The transcript has a single exon. Gene Ontology annotation, biological process: signal transduction.